AUUCAAAAAGUGAAAAUUCGUUCUAAUUGAAAGGAAAAGUUAGAAAAUAUUCUAAAAAAAAAAAACAAAAUGGCCGCAAGUGAUAAGGAAUACAAGCUAAGAGAGGAUUUCAAGAAGAAAGCCUUCGAAGAACUGCGCGAAGAUGAUAAACUCCGAACUCAGGCUCUUGCUCAGUUUAGGGAGUGGAUUGAGAAGCAUCCAAAGAUCAAAAGAUGCCGAAUGGACACGAACUUCCUUCUGAGAUUCCUCCGUACCAAGAAGUUCUCUGUCCCAGAUGCCGUUGAGCUCCUUAAGAAUUAUCUUACUACGCGGAAACUCUUUCCGCAAUUUUUUGAUGGACUCUCCUUAGACGAUCCAGUCAUUAAACAUCUAUUGACCAGUGGAUGUAUUGAAUUACUACCGGAACCAGAUAAACAGGGACGUGUCCUACUUACCUACUCUAGAGAAGGUGUCGAUGUUACCAAGCAUACGUCGACAGAUUUAAUCAGGACAAUGAAUUUGGCGUAUGAACUCGCUCUUCUCGAUGAAAGGGCUCAAAUUUACGGAAUGGCUCAUGUUAUUAAUUGGAAAGAUUUCUCCGUUGCUAAUGCAAAAAUCUGGACAAUUCCACAAAUGAAGAAUUUCGCACGAUGCAUGCAUAAGACCUUCCCCCUACGCCAUGCACUGAUCUUUAAUAUUAAUUUUACAAAGUACGGCGUUAUCAUUUGGAAGAUCGUUGCAUCGUUCUUUUCUGAAAAACUUCGAAAACGCGUGCAGAUUGUUGAUGACUGGAAAACGAUCUACGAUGAAGUUGGUACUUCAGCUCUACCAAAGGAGUACGGUGGGUCAGUUCCACGUUCUGAAAUUUCAAAGAAAAUUGUGGAACUCGCUGAGAAGCAUCGUGAUGAAAUUCUCGCUCUUAACGACUUUGAAAUUGAAAUAUCAGACGAAGAUGUAAACUUUGGCAACACCCACGAUGCUGAUCUUGAUGCAGCAAUUGUUGGGAGCUUCCGGGAAAUCGUUUUGGACUAA
Molecule: messenger RNA, 1011 nt
Organism: Lutzomyia longipalpis
Lineage: Eukaryota; Metazoa; Arthropoda; Insecta; Diptera; Psychodidae
Product: clavesin-1-like
Exons: 2
Coding region: 70-1011 (313 amino acids)
Cellular component (GO): membrane
Molecular function (GO): phosphatidylinositol bisphosphate binding
Source: RefSeq, a predicted model, not a curated record